Messenger RNA from Exophiala dermatitidis NIH/UT8656, 912 nucleotides. RefSeq lists its product as uncharacterized. Bases 1 to 912 code for a protein of 303 amino acids. The record is from RefSeq and is a predicted model, not a curated record. The transcript has 2 exons. NCBI's taxonomy places the organism in Eukaryota, Fungi, Ascomycota, Eurotiomycetes, Chaetothyriales, Herpotrichiellaceae.
AUGUCUUUCAAAACCUUCCUGAUCUCCUCGCUUCUCGCGGCCUCCGCUAUCGCAACGGAUCACUCGUCUUGGGGCAAUGGUGGUGGUGGGGGCUGGGGCAGCGGCGGCGGCAAUGGGCUCAGUCAGAAUAAAGGCUCCGGCUCGGGCUCUGGCUCGUGGGGUGCAGCGGCAUCUUGUCCCGCAGGCUGCCAGCCGAUCGCCACAGGCACCGGAUCAGCACCAGCGUCGACAGCGGCCGGCGAAUUAAUUGUCCAAGUCGUCUCGGUGGCCGACGCCAACGGAUCCCUGAAAUACUUCCCCAACCAGAUCGAAGCACCAGUCGGGUCGAUAGUGCAGUUUCAAUUCCAUCCCAAGAACCAUACCAUCACGGAAUCCAGCUUCGCCGAGCCGUGCAAACCCAUCGCAUCCAAUUUGACAUCUUCGACCCGUCCUGGCAUCAAAUCUGGCUUCGUCCCCGUUACUGGCACGGAGGAAUUCACGCCUGUAUAUAACGUGCUGAUCAACGACACCAAGCCCAUCUGGAUCUACUGCGGCCAGACCAACCACUGCCAAAAAGGCAUGGCCAUGGUGAUCAACCAAAACAGCAGUUCGCCGAACACUAUCGACAAGUACAUUGAGAACGCAGCCAAACUGCCCCAAGUCAGCGCGGCUGCUCCGCCCGCCAGCAGCGCUACUACCGCUGCCGCGGCAUCCACUCCAGCCGCAAGCGAUAGUGCCACAUUUGGUGUCGGAACCGGCGAGACUACUUCGGCUGUCCAGGCUCCUCCUGCCCAGACGGUCGGGUCAGCUUCUACGACUACGUCUGCUGUUGGGCCGGCUACAUUCUUGGGCGCGGCUGACUCGCUGGUCCGAGCCGGCAAUGCAUCGCCGGUGGUCGGCCUGGUGCUCGGCGCAUUACUGGCUUUGUGGUAA